Messenger RNA from Alternaria ventricosa, 549 nucleotides. RefSeq lists its product as uncharacterized. The record is from RefSeq and is a predicted model, not a curated record. The transcript is spliced from 2 exons. Lineage: Eukaryota; Fungi; Ascomycota; Dothideomycetes; Pleosporales; Pleosporaceae. The coding region runs from base 1 to 549 and encodes 182 amino acids.
AUGCACAUUACCAUCGCAGCCUGUCUCUUCACCCUCAUUGUGCCCUCUCUAGGCCACGACGUCCAAUUCUAUACCGGCAUCCAAUGCCGAGGCGAACGUCUCGGUGGAGCAGUUGGCUUGACGCCAGAUGAUGGUUGUCAGGACGGCAGCCUAUACAGCACCAACGCCCAAUCAGUCUACAUUGCCCAGGGAGAUGCAGAGGAAGACCUCAUAAUCGCCUUCUACAAGGGCGAUAACUAUCCUCUCGAGAACGCAGUCGCAAAAGGCAAUGGCGGUGCGUGUCUUAGCGUCGGUGGUGCCUACCAGCAGUUCGGUUCCUACAAAGCUGUUCCCAUCAUCCCGCGCAGCAAGCCUUUAGACUUCCAGCAUGGGGCUUUGUUCGAGGAUGAGAAUGGUAUAGCAGAGAACGCUUUUAGAGGCGUUCGUGCAGAGCAAUGGUCUUCCACCAUGCGUAUUGCCAACACGCAGCCUCUGCUUGGACUCGACGACACGCACACCGUCAAAGUCGCAGAAGUCCCCAUAAUAACUCAGGCUACAACGCCUGAGUGA